Molecule: messenger RNA, 816 nt
Organism: Acytostelium subglobosum LB1
Lineage: Eukaryota; Evosea; Eumycetozoa; Acytosteliales; Acytosteliaceae
Exons: 3
Coding region: 1-816 (271 amino acids)
Source: RefSeq, a predicted model, not a curated record
AUGGAGGACAGCCAACACUUUGUCUAUGUCCGUGUUCCCCCAAUGACAAUUGAGGAGAUUGCUUCGACAGGAGACAAGGACCAAGAAGUACAACAACUCGCCGACCUGGUCAAUAGGUACAGAGCCUAUACCAGAAGCGAACACAUCACCGGGACCCCACUUGAGAGCUCCCUUGCGCAUAGCAUUGUCUGCAAGCUCAUUGCUUGCAGGGAUAUCAACCCCAACCCAACCACAUCUUUCCUGUUCAGUUUCCUCUCGACUUCAGUAGCAAAGGAUAUUGUUUGGACACUCCCACUUGUGGACCUGUCCACUGCGAAGAGGUUUCCCAUCUUUGUCCGAAGAACUGGACCGAAGAUUCAGGACAACGUUCAGGGUCUUGAUAGUUUUCUCACCAUAGAUGCCAACUCAUCCACCGAACCAGACAUCCAAUUCUCGCUUGAUUCCUUUGGCCUGGUCAUCAAGCGUUGCUCUCCUUUCAUCCUUUACAGAACGGGUCCGAAGUCCCUAAGCUCUGAUUUCUACGUCAAGCUCUCCGACCAUGUCGUACUGGCUUUCAUUGUCAAGCUGUCUAUCACCACCAAUCAACUGUUGGACGAGCUCAAAAAACUGGUCAUCCCUUCAACCAACGCCCUGGAGAACUUGUUUUCCAAGCCACUUUGGUUGUCCAUCACUACAUUUCUCAAUGUUGCCAACCUUCCUCCUCCCUCUGCGUGCUCACAUGGCUCAGCUCCCUAUCAAUGGCUCGAUGAUCAAACGUAUGAUGAAGCCAUAACAACAGACGAAGAUGAUGGCGAUGACAUGGACUACAGUCAAUAA